Molecule: messenger RNA, 1973 nt
Organism: Entrophospora candida
Lineage: Eukaryota; Fungi; Glomeromycota; Glomeromycetes; Entrophosporales; Entrophosporaceae
Source: the annotation of a GenBank genome assembly
AUGUCAUCAUCACAAAGGGUCAGAAACAGAUACUCUAAAGCUCAAUCAGAGGUAGUUGAAGCCGAAUCAAAAAAAAUUGCAGAAGCAUGUAAAGGAAAUAACACUCUUAAAAAUAUUAGUGAAUGGUACCAUCCUUCAAAAAAACUCACAUUGCAAUUUGGUUGGGCAGAUGGAGGUGCUCGUUUGAUAUAUGGGCUUAAAAGAAAUGUGUUAUUACGUAGCUGGAGCUACUCUUGUGGUAAAUGUAAAACUAGUUUUUAUGCUCAUGAUGAUAGAUUAUUGUUAAGGUUGCCAGAGCAUGUUCCAUUUCCAUUUCAUAUGCUUACUAAAUCAGGAUUUACUUUGGAAUUAAUAAAUGAUAUUAUUUCUCUUGUUCCUGAUAUUGGUUGUGACAAAUUGGUACAAAGAAUUCAUGAAUUUCAUACUGACUAUUAUUUAUUACAAAAACAACGUUAUUAUGAACACUGUGUUCAAUACCAAAAAGAAUGCUUCUUGCAAUAUUUUGAAACUCAACUUGAAGAUUUCUUUGAUAAAUGGAUGAGGAGUUUGUCAGGCAAGGUUUUAUCUUCUGAUCAUACUUUUAAGAUUGCAUCAUUUGUGUGGUUAUUAAAAAAUCAACCAUUUGGAGCCUUUUGGGCUGUGUUAAAUGAAUAUAAUGAAGUUAUUACAAUGUCAUUUGUGAAAGAUAAAUCAAAUUCUUGCAUCAAACCUAUUCUUGAGGGUCUUAAAUUAUGUUAUCAGCUAUUAAAAAAGAAUCAUCCUUGGGCAUGGUAUUCUGACCAGUGUUGCAUAGAUCGCAAGUUGAUUAAUUCAGUUUUUCCUGACACCCCUGUUAAAAAAGAUUUGUUCCACUUUUUGGAUUUGUAUUUAUGUAGCAUUGGGAGGGAGGCUCAAAAUAACAUCUUUUACAAACAAUUUGUUAGAGAAUUAAGAGAUAUUUUUUUUAUUACUGUAAAUAAUCAAAAAAAAAUACCACAGCCUAAAUUAUUGGAAGAAAGGCUAAUUAAAUUUUUUGAAAAAUAUAACCAACAAAAAUUCAAUAUUAUUAAUGAGAAUUUACUUAAACAACAUAGAGAAAAUCUAGUUCAUGUCAGACUUGGAUGUAUUUCUGAUAUUGAAAACAAACCAUCUGAAAUUAUUAUAACAAGUAAAUAUUUAGUUACAAUAAAUAAAACAACUAUUAAUAUACUUAAAUUCUUAAAUUCAGGCCCUACAGGAAACAAAAUUAAAUCAUUAUGUUUACAUGGUACAUCUUCACUUGAGCAAGCAAACAAAGCUUUUGCUACCCCAUUUCGACAAACAGCUUGUGGACCCAGAAUGGCAAAUGCAUUACUAAAAAUAACAGUUUUUAGGAGAAAUAUCCGUAUGGGAAAACUUAACAGACAAGAUAAAAUUUUAUUGCAAUGUAAUAAUAGUUACUCAAUCAAAACUAAUAUCAGAAUAUUUGGGUUAAUGAAUAUUUUAUUCCCAACAGAAAAUUAUGAUGAUUUUCAAUUUCAAGAAAUUAUUUCUAAUGAAAGUUUUGGGUUCUUGCAUAAUGAUCGAAUAGAUAUAGUAAGCAGCAAAACCAAUUUUGAAGAAAUAAUUGAUAUAGAUAACAAAGAACCAGAAGAAGAUAAUGAUUUAUUGUCUUCCUUGACUGGAGGUUAUGUUUAUACUAAAAAUUUUAAUACUUGUGAACAUACUGCAUAUAGAGAAAUUUACAAAAAUGAAUUGUAUUUAGUUGAUCCAAAAACUAUCAGGUGGGAUAAAGUUCAAGAACAUUGGAUGAAAGUCACAGAUAAAAAUGCAGAUCCUAAUUCUUCUACAUCAAUUCGUCCUAAACUAAAGGAACAUUUGAAAGAACAUUUCUUAGUUAUUAAUAAUUUUUAUUUAAGGAAAGAAAUUGAAAAGAAAAAUGAAUCAGAAAUUUCAUUGAUUACAUCAUCAUCAAGCAGUGCAACUGGUAAGCAUAGCAGGCUUAAAUUUGAUUG